Molecule: messenger RNA, 855 nt
Organism: Brugia pahangi
Lineage: Eukaryota; Metazoa; Nematoda; Chromadorea; Rhabditida; Onchocercidae
Source: the annotation of a GenBank genome assembly
AUGCGAACAAGUGAUGGGAAUUCGUUAUCGACACAGAACGUCGAGUUCCGUAUCCAGAAUGAGGACUUUCCUGCUUUGCCUGGUGCCAAUCAUUUGGAAAAUAGGCAGACCCAUGCAAGAACUACAAAUAACGUCGAUGCACUUGCCUCAGAAACAAGGUAUGCCGAGAGGUCGAACACUGAACCGAAGACAGGUAUCCAGACAUUUCCGGACGGUACGGUAAAGAAUAUCCCAGCAGGCAUGUUGAGCGACCAAUUUGGUAUGGCCGGAUUGUUGACAUUUUUGCGCGCAAUUGAAACCGAUCCUGCUAUUGUUGCACUUGCUCUUGGUCAUGAUUUGACAACUCUGGGACUGAAUCUGAAUUCCACCGAGCGAAACAUUUAUGCAACGUUUGGAGGACCAUGGGCAGAUUAUCCAUGUCGGAUACAGGAUCUAGAAGCGAAGGUGCCAGAUGAAUAUUUAACGAAUGCUUCGAUUCGAGAUAAGCUGCCGAAUAUCAAAUUGAGCAAGCUAUCAGAGGAUGUGCUGUUCUACCUCUUUUAUAAUUGUCCAGGCGAGGUUUAUCAGGUCGCUGCUGCUAGUGAGCUAUACAGUAGGGAUUGGCGGUUCCAUAAAAGUCAACGUGUAUGGCUAACGCGAUCGCAAUAUGGAGGUGUCAAAGAGCAGACAUCAACCUAUGAAAAAGGGUCGUACAAUGUUUUCGACCCUGUACAGUGGCGAAAAAUACCGAGAGAUAUGACGUUGGAGUAUAAAGAGCUUGAAGAACGGCCGAAAUUGCCUCAAUCUUUGCAACAGUCGGGUCAGCCACAAGUUGCGCAAUCAUCCUCUACAACCGCAUCGCAAAAUGGUUCAUAG